Folsomia candida is the source of this 4196-nucleotide messenger RNA. RefSeq lists its product as uncharacterized. Gene Ontology annotation, cellular component: plasma membrane. Gene Ontology annotation, biological process: triglyceride biosynthetic process. Gene Ontology annotation, molecular function: long-chain-alcohol O-fatty-acyltransferase activity; diacylglycerol O-acyltransferase activity. The coding region runs from base 2279 to 3679 and encodes 466 amino acids. The transcript is spliced from 4 exons. The record is from RefSeq and is a predicted model, not a curated record. Lineage: Eukaryota; Metazoa; Arthropoda; Collembola; Entomobryomorpha; Isotomidae.
ACGUAUGCAAGAUGUAUAUCUCUAAAUGUACGUUAUUAUACGGCUGUCUAAAAUUAGCAUCUUUAACCUAAAAUAAGGAGCCGGGGUUAUCCAUUCAUUUUCGCGAAAACUGCUUACAAAGAGACGAGGAGUUUGCAAUAUUGCAAAAUACCGAGGUAUCCGGAUUUAUUGUGAGCAUACACUCAUCCGAGCCAAGUUUUUCAACAUGAAAUGGAAACCAAUGGUAGAACAUUUACGAUUUCAUGAAAGAUGUAGGUUUGUUAUCUACCUACUCACUUAGCUGUCUUAGUUCUAUAUAGACUACUCGUCAAUCUUUGCAUAUUAUUAUUGACUCCAGCUCGAGUAGAUUUCCUUUGAUUAAUUUAUUUUGAAAAGUUUUGAAUACAAAUAAGAAAUUGAAUAAAAUGCCUCUAGUGAUAAAAGAGAAACAGCUUCUGAUCGGCUUUCUCGUCCUGCUAGUUUUACUCUCCGUCCUAUUUUUGUGGAUAAAAGUGCAGAAGCAUGGGGAGGAGAUAAGCUGGGAUUAUCAGGGUGAUAGCAGCAGUUCUAGUUCUAGUGAAGAAGACUCGAGCAUGACGACGGCCAAACCACCAAAAUGCGUGGAUUCCUCACCGGAAGCUACGUCCGAAGAAGGACUUACAACGCCUGACCCAGAUCCCGGCACUGGAGAAGAUGGAGACGACUGAAAACUAUGCCCCCGGGUGAAAUAUCAGAGCAAAAUCUUGGAACCAUCUCAUCAAUUCCUCUUCUCUUUUCCGCCUUGUAUUUAUUUCUUUGCCCAACUUUCACUUCUUCUCAAAACUUAAAUAGUACCACUAAAUUCAAACCAAUCCACUAAUUUCAACGAAAUUAUACAUAGUUUAUGAAUGCUCACACUUUUUUUAUUUCUCAGAUGAACAUAUGUACAGAUCGCAGUUCAAUCAUGUCUGAAAACAAUGUACAUAAAACAAUAAAAGACCGAAUAUUAAUAUGGGACACUCCCAAAAAGUCACAUGCUUUCUUUGCGCCUCGUGACCAGUGUGCUCUAAUUAAUUAGUUAAUAUUGUCAUACAUGAUUAGAGCUGUGCACGGGCCCGAUUUUUAGAAACCCGGCCCGCCCAGAACCCUACUGGAAAAAACCCGGCCCGCCCGGCCCUACUGGGUUUCUCUGGACAAAAAGCCCGUCCCGCCCAAAACCCUACUGGAAAAAGCCCAGCCCGCCCGGCCCUAUAGGGUUUUUCUGAAAAAAAAGCCCGGCCCGCCCAAAACCCUACAGGGUGGGGUUUUUUUUGGGUAAACCCACCCAUUUGCUGUUCGGCACGUAUUUAUCCUAAAAAACCGCAUUUGCUAAGGCUCUCGGAGACUCGAUUAGCCAUGUACACUAGGUAUUAAUAAAAAAUGCAAUAUUGGACAAAUCUGUAAUGUAUCAGUAUUUAGCAAAUCUGUGUUAUUUUAGUUUAAACAAAAAUUGAGGUCUUGUAGAGCUUAUUUAUAAUUUUGGGGAAUAAACGUAAGGUCCGACAAUGUUCCUGGGGAUAGACAAGUAUAAUCUAGAGAAGUCGUAGCACUAGUGCUCGAAAAACUUUCUGGUUUGUCCUGCCGGCAUUAUGUGUCCAAUGUUUGAAAUUGCGGCACCGCAUUAAUUAGAAAUGUCCCCUCGAGUUUGCUUUCGACAAUUUUGGGCAUAUACAUAUGCUCACUUGUUGCUGUUUGAGCUUUUUGUAAUUAACUUUCUUUAAUUUUACGAACAAAAUACGUAAAUUUGAGUUUUGUGUAGAAUUUAGCGCCCCAAUUACAUUGAUUGUCUUAAUCUCACUGAAACCGCCAGUGAAAACAAUUCCAUAUCAUUACAGAUAACAAUUCCGCUUUAGCUGGGGCUAUACUAUAAAGUUUUGUCUCAAAUUGUCAUUGUACUUUAUCACUAGGGUAAAUUGAAAAGCCCGAAGCCCUACAAAAAAGCCCGGCCCGCCCAAAACCCUACUGGAAAAAGCCCGACCCGCCCGGCCCGACUGGAUUUUCCUGGGCAAAUAACCCGGCCCGCCCAAAACUCUAUAGGGUAGGGCAGGGUAUGGCUUUUUUAGGGUAAACCCGACCCUACGCACAGCUCUAUACAUGAUAAUAAUGACACGAUAUAAAUAUAACAGGAUUUAGCGACAUGCGCUGGGAAAAGCAAUUUUAUAAAUUGAAUGUACACAGGAAAUUAAGAUACUAAUACGCAUCUAAUCUCACAAGUUAGUCCUCCACAUGCAAUUUAGUCGAUCCGAUAAUCAAGACCAAGUUUUUCUCGUUUCCUGCAAAAAUGGAAAAUUAUAUCAAAGUCUCAAAUCCAUCCGCUUUCGAAAUCCGGGCAUCAUACUUUAACACCAUGCGAUUCAUGGGAGUAUUCCCAUUUAAACUGGUUUAUGACCAGAACGAACUUCCGACAGAGACUUCACGCUUGAUAAAAAUUGAGCGAAACACUCACGGAAUAUCUGCACUAUGGUGUAAAAUUGUCCGAUUUUUGUGGACAUUGAAUACCUUGUUGGUUCUUUUCAAAUUUGGUGUUUAUCUGUAUUGGAAUCAUAAUAAAAUAUCGUCAAGGAUGACGUUGGGUUUCUUUGUAUUGGUUUUUAAUUGUGUGACGACAUUUGUAAUUCUUGUAAAAUUCAAUAAAAAUGGUGACGAGAUUUGCAGGGUCUACACGAGAUUGAUAGAAAUCGAAAAAGAAAUAUUUGACACUUACGAUACCCGUGAUGUACAAGAAGCACUAAAAGCUCACGGAAAAUUUCACCGGAUAACGAUUAGAGCUCGAAUCGUCGUGACAGUGGGCACCGUUUUCACUGCAAUUACCAAACAUUACAUGGAGCCAUUGAACCCUGCCUUUCUUUACAGCAGCUUUGUCAUUUCUCCAUUCAGUUUUAAUUCUACGGAUGAUAAAUAUCAAGAAAUGCCAGGGAACGACAUUUCAUUGCUAUGCUUUGCAAAACUUUUGUCAUGCAUUUGGAUCGGGUUGGUUCAGGUGUAUCUGUGGCAUAUCCUGUACCUUUUUCUCAUCGGAUUCAUCGCCGUUUCCCGAUCUGUAGAAUAUUGCUUGAAGAUCAUUACAUCGAAAGAGUCCAAAAUUGAGAGUGUGCUCUCAAAAAAUAAAAUGUACGCUGAAUCAAUCAGUGUUAUCGGACGGAGGGUGCAGUGGGACGACAUGAAAACUUUCUACGCUGACGUGGAGAAAGCAAUCGUGUUCUUUGAAAAGCUGCGACGAAUCGUGCAAGACUGCAACUCCAUUUUUAAAUGGUAUCUCUUCAUGAAUUUGGGAAUUUCCAUCCUCAUCAGCGUCCUCCUCGCGUAUAUUCCCAUACGACAUUGGAAAACCGUUCCUGCCCCCGGUCUCGCCUUAAUCGUCAUCACAUUCUUCGCCUUCAUCUACAUUUGUACGAGAUUCUACCCCAUUCUCGGCUACGUUUAUGACAACUCGAUUAAAUUUGUGAACAAAUGGAUACGAACGUUGGUAGCGAGGGACAGCGAAUCGAUCCAUCGGAACGUUUACUGUAAACAUGACAAAGGCCGGUUGUGGAAUAAUGCGGCUGUUGGGCUGGGUUUUUGGGACGAUGACUCCUACAAUUGCAUAACACGGUCAAGAGGCAAAAUGCUGAGGAGAAAGCUGAAAUGUUAUUAUCCCUUCAGUGUGGAAAGUUCUUUUUCUUUCGGACUCAAACCAUGUUAACCUUUUUCUCUGCCCUUUCAACAUACUUAUUCAUUCUGUUGCAAUUCAACUUGUAGUAUUUAACACAAUUUGCAAUUUUUAUUUGGUGGUCUAAAAAAAGUUUAUCCACAGAUGCAAAUUCUUAUAUGCUUAGAUUCAUGACCUCGUUCCGUCUCACCUUUCACCUUUCGCCGUCUCAUCAGAAUGGAAAUGUUAAAUGAAAGACGCUUCUGUAUCAAUUUUGUCAUGACUGACUGACGUCGUUGGAUGGUGGAUGCAACUCCCGAACCGAUCCGAACAUUUUUAAUGCAACGUUGUCUCAUAUACUUAUACAUCCUCUGCUACUGCUGUCUCUCUCUGCGAAAUGUUACUACAUACAUGGACAGAAUCGGGGUUUGCGAAAUCCAUCCAUUCUAUUUUAUUCUAUCCAGCCAUGAUAUACACAAAGUGCGGAGGUACAGACGAGAUCUGCAACUCGGGAUAUGAGCUGCUGCACAAUGUCUCAACUUAUCAUAUUGCACGGUGCAAAUUCCAGGGU